GCUGAAAUUAACCGAAGACUCCUAUCACUUCUGCCAACAAAGCAAUACAAAGUCAUCAUGGCUAUGGUACCUGAAAUCACUUGUGAGGAGAUGGAUUUUUACAGGGAUAAUGAACACCAAUUUUAUGAAUCAGAUGGUCCCAACCAAAAGAAGGGUUAUCUCCAGUGUCCGGAUCUUUGCCCCAAGGAAAGUCUCUUGGGAGAGGAUGACAUCCAGCUGAAAUUCACUGCUCAGCCUCAUCGAUUCUAUCGAACUGUGGUGGUAGUUGUUGCAAUUGAAAAGAUGAAGCAUCUGAAUGAAACCUGCUCCCAGUUCUUCCAGGAUAAUGAUCUUAUGAAUAUUUUCACAACCAUCUUUCAAGAAGAACCCAUAAUCAAGAACUGUGAUAUGUAUGAGUCUGACCUCCCCUUUCCAUUGGCAUUCUCCCGGGAUUAUACCAUUCAAGACAUAAAUCAAAAAUGCCUUACCUUGUCCAGUGCCAGUGAAUUGCAAGCUCUUCAUCUCAACGGACAGAACAUAAGCCAACAAGUAAUUUUCAGCAUGAAGUACUUCCUUGGUGAUAUAGGCUCCCAGAAAACACAUGUUGUCCUCUGUAUCAAGAAAAAUAAUUACUAUUUGUCUUGUGUGAAGCGUAACGGGAAGCCCAUUCUACAGCUAGAGCAAGUUGCCAAUUUCCCCAGCAAUAACCCGGACAGGCGAUUUAUCUUCAACAAGACAGAAAUCAAUCAUAAGACUGAAUUUGAGUCUGCGGAAUACCCCAACUGGUAUAUCAGCACCUCCCAAAUGGAUGAGCAGCCUGUCUUCCUGGGGAACAUGAGAGGGGGUGAAGACAUAACCAACUUCAUUUUGGAGGAUCUCUCUGAAAUUGACUCUUAAGCAUCAAAUCAGCGUUUACUGCAUCCUCCAGGACCUAGGCAGAAGGGAGAAGAAAAGGGAUUUGGGGAGUUUAUAUGUUAUACAUAUGACAUAUAAUCAACUCAGGCCUUAAUAUGUUCUUUGGAAAUCUCUGUUGCUACCAUUCAGAUGCUGACUUUGCUCAGGGAGAGGCCCCAUGGCCCUUUUCAAUGCCUGACCAAGCAGAAUCUGGUGAAAACAUGAUGGUAGUUGGACUUUCUUUCAAGGUGGAAGCUUGAGUGCAGGAAGUUUGCCAGAAAAGAAGCAUUAGAAGAGAGAAUUUAGAGAAAGGAAAAAAAAUGAGCAAAAAGGCAAAAGAGACCUCUGAGCUGUGAAAUUUAGUAAGAAUACAAAAUAGGAAGUACUACGGAGUCACUAGCUCAAAGGUCUCUUGGGUUGCUGAUUCUAAAUGGGCUAGGCUAUGAUUGAGCCCUGUCAAAUGUGACGUGCUCAAAAGCUGCCCUGUUAUUUCCCAGAGACAAAAGCAAAUAGCAUCUACCAAGAUUGGGCCUCUCCUGAAUCACCCAUAGCUAUCUCCCCAAGCCUGGGUUAUUUCCAAACUCCUCCAAUGCUCUCUCUCCAAUCUUUAGCAACUGCUUGUUUGUCUGUUUAUUUAUUUAUUUAUUUAAUAUUCAGUCUGUCUGUGAAUGCUCAUGUCUAUUUAAUUCUCAGAAUGAAAGGGCCAAAAUGAGCCAAAUCAGUAAAACUUGAUGUCUGUAAAACUGAAUUAAUUUAUGUUGUAAUGGUCUACUCAAGGGCCUACAAAUGGAAGGGUGAAUAUUUAUGAGAAGGGAAACAUGGCCUGAUAAUCUCAGUGUUUCCAUAAUAAACUUUGAUUAAAUGUG
This is a messenger RNA of Antechinus flavipes (yellow-footed antechinus), 1739 nucleotides long. It is a transcript of the gene IL1B, whose product is annotated as interleukin 1 beta. The transcript has 7 exons. NCBI's taxonomy places the organism in Eukaryota, Metazoa, Chordata, Mammalia, Dasyuromorphia, Dasyuridae. The coding region runs from base 58 to 876 and encodes 272 amino acids. Gene Ontology annotation, molecular function: interleukin-1 receptor binding; cytokine activity. The record is from RefSeq and is a predicted model, not a curated record. Gene Ontology annotation, biological process: cytokine-mediated signaling pathway; cellular response to lipopolysaccharide; inflammatory response.